GCCGACACAAGAUGGAAGAGGGCAACAGCUGCAGGAGAACAAUGUUUUGGCAGUAAACGCUGAAAGAACUGUGUGUUUGGGGUUCAUUCAGACGUUAAGAGUCGGACGUGGACAUGCACGGUGUACCUCAUCUUUUGAGCUGAAUGACCGUUGCCCUCUUGAACCAACCAUGAGUAUUAUCCAGGACAAGCUAGGCAACGAGUUUCUGCGCAACGGCAGCAUGGACCCCAACUUUGCCCCCAGCAUGAUCAUGUUCAGCCAUUUACCUCCGGUCACCAGCUUCACGCGGCUCACCUCACAGCCGAUGGUGACUGAUUUGCCACAAGAGAUGGUCCUGAAGAAGGAGAGGGAUUCUCCGGAGCAUGGUGGUGGCUUUCUGCACAGCAUGGGCAUAAAGCAGGAGAAGCUCAAUGAGCUCGACUACCGCAUCCCACUGUAUGGGACAGGCCCAGGGACAGGGGGAGGCAAGAGUUCAGACAUGCUGGACAUUUCCCUUGGAAGCCACCAGAACAUGCUUUUGCAUGAUGUCAACAUCAGCAGUCAACUUCCUGGAAGACUAGGGAAAGACCCAAAAGACUCCACACACAGAAAAGGACGGCGGGCAAAUGGGGAGGGAACAGAGGGCAGAGGCAGAAGGAAGCGGGGGGAUUCCACAAAGUCAAUGAUGCUGGAUGGGGAGGGAGGACCUCUUUCUCCCAGCUCCAAACCGCACAUAUGUGAACACUGCAAUGCCGCCUUCCGCAGCUCCUACCACCUGCGCAGACAUGUGCUCAUCCACACAGGUGAGAGGCCUUUUAGGUGCAGUCAGUGUAAUAUGAGCUUCAUCCAGAAGUACCUGCUGCAGCGACACGAAAAGAUCCAUAGUGGGGAAAAGCCAUUCAGCUGUGACCAGUGUAACAUGCGCUUCAUUCAGAAAUACCAUAUGGAGCGACACAAGAGGACACACAGUGGAGAAAAGCCAUAUAAAUGUGAUACUUGCCAACAGUAUUUCUCUCGUACUGAUCGUUUACUGAAGCACAAGAGAACCUGUGGAGAAGCCAUAAAGAAGGGUCUAGACCCAGGGAUGCUAGACCUCGGAGAUGAAGACCUGGGACAUGGCAGCUACCUACACACUCAGGGAAAUGCACCACCACGCAAGAGAGGCAAGUCCAAGAACAGUGGGGAGGGUGGAGAGCGGCGGAGGAAAAAGACAGCUUCAGGGGCGGGCCAAAUGGUUGGCAUGCAAGACUAUGCCAUAGACAUGGCCACCGGCUCUGGGGCAUCCUCUUCAGGGGUGGGGAACAUGGCAGACACCAGCAUGGCAAACCAGCAUGUUCGCACUCCCAAGCUUGCCUUUAAGAAAGGUGGACGCAAGGGUGGGGACAAGAGCUUGCUCUCGAUGGGUGAGGCUGGCUCAAGCUCAGCUCUACAAGAGCAGAAACUGUUACCUCCUAAAUCCAAUCCAAUGGAUCUGCCUGGAGGUAUGGAUGGUCUAGGUCUUCUCCAGAGUUCUUCGGAGUCAAAGCAAAGUGGCACAAGCAGCAACUACGACGAUGCCAUGCAGUUUUUGAAGAAAAGAAGAUACUUGCAUGCGGCGAAUAGUGGUGGUGGUGACUACAGUUCGGUCCACCUUCCUCCUCAGCAGACGGUUAUCCAGGGCGGCAUUGGUGAACCCACACUGGCGUUACUGGACACUUCACCUUUGGUCAGUGUUGACAAGCACGAUAAGUCAGGCAUCCCAGAUGAGGUACUGCAGAGCCUGCUGGAUCACUACUCCCAUAAAAGUGAUGUGACUUUUGACCUCUCUGAACCACACCAUGUGGAGCUGCAUGCUGCUUCAGCAACACCUGAGCUUGUUGCAGACGAAAGCUCUUCAAACGGCUCAGGCGACAAGAACGGCGUCAUGAACGAGUAUUCUAAGUUUCUGCUGCAGACACUGGAGAGGACAAGCCAUGGCAGUAGUGGCGUUUUUACAUUCUUCCCAGAGAAGCACAUGUAUUCUACAUCUCCUCUGGAGUGUACCUUCAGCCAGUCUGUCUCUUCCCCCCAUGGUCCCUCAUCCGCUUCUGUGCUACCAAAGUCCCACUUCAGCAUGCUGGUGGGCUCCCAGUCUCCUGCUCACAACUCGCCUUCCUCCCAGCAGGCCUUUCACCUGAGUGCCCUGGAGCCCUCUGCCCACCAGCAGCUGACGCCAUCUCAAGAGCUCACUGAGCAGUUGGAUACCCAGGAGCUUGAUAACGGCAGCGGGCAGAAGGAGCAGCAGGUAAAGAACUGCAACGUCACCAGUGCAAACACCACCAGCAGCGGCUCAACCUCUGUCUACUCAUUAUCUUCCCCGCCUGAUCUGACGGCCCUGGAACCAUCCAAGGAGGUGGACAUGCGGCCCACGUUUCAGAUCGAGAACUUCGCUCAGGCAUUCGGCUCCCAGUUCAAAUCCGAGCGCCGGACCCCGCUGGCGUACAGCUCUGACCCCCAGAUUGUCGUCGUCGAAGUUGACCCCCGAAUAUCGCGGACUCCCGUGUCGGAAUUCUCAGGGUAUACCAGUCUGUUAGCUGAAGUUAAUGAGCCAGCUAGCUCAGGAACCAAAACCCCCACGAGCCAAAGCUACAGGUAAAGGUUUUGGUAGCCAGCCUAACCCUGCAGUUUGGGACAAGGACGUUCCCCAGUGCCCUCAACCCCAAUUCCCCCUUUUUUAAAGCAAGAUAAAAUAUUAAUUAUUACACUGCCAUUAAUUGUUAAUACUCUACCAGGGAAGGUCUACCCGACCUCAAAUGCAAUUUUUUUGAUAUUCUUCUUUUUUAAUAUGUAUUUUAGUUCCUCGUUUUAUUAGUGUAGUCAUUUCUGUGAUUAGAGGGUAGGUAAUGACUGGCUUGACUUUUCAUAAACCCUGUGUUUUUAGCAAUCAGGAUAGAAUUGUAAAAUAGAUGAAGAUGAUCUAUAGUAAUAACUAUUGUCAGGGUGUGGCCCAGUAUUCAGUGGCAGAAAAUGUCGGCCUAUUGUCUGUUACAAUAAUUGAAAGUAUUACUCAGGAAAAAGCAUUUUUUUUAAACAAUUAGGUGCAACUAGCACUGCUUUUUUUUUUUUUUUUUCUUUUUUUCUCUUUUUUCUUUUCUUUUUUUUUUUUUUUUUUUUAAGAAAAAACAAGUAUAGUUUAAAACUACAGUGAAUCUUGUUUUCUGAAAUUCCUUGAGGAAAAAAAAAUCUAAUCCACACUCAGUCUACCUGUUCAGCUGAUCACACUGGUCAAUCUUUCCACUACUUGUACAUAUGCAGAGAUUAUGGUACUUUGUCAAUGUGAAACACUUUGCUAACUUUAAUCACUAAAGGACAGACAGAAAACAUGGCUGCGAACGUAAAAGCACACGCACGGUCCCAUCCAAAUACUCACGGACAUCUGUGUGUGCGCACGUAAUUCUUAAGUAGCGUCUUUACAGCUACUGAAAUAUGGCCUCAGGGUUUGUCAUACACAGGCUGAUUUAUACUUCUGCAUCUGCGAAUCUGUGAACGUGUGUAAGUGUCUUAUAAAACCUUCCGCUUACUUGUCUGUUACUACAGUAGAGGGCAGUGUUGCAUGUAGCAAACCAGAACGUUCUGAACUCCACUCAAAGAGUAGAGUCUCACACUUCACUGUACAAGAGGUGAUGGUUAGGAGCAGGAAAGUAUUGGAUGCGGUUAAGAAGAGUUUUUAUAUUGUACUUGAUCAUUAAUGGCAAUAUUCUGCUGAAAUGUGUCUUGCAUUGCCUGCAGUUCAUUCAUUCAAUAAAAACUCUGGAAAUUUGCACCAGGUUUUUUUUUUUGCCCUCUCUCUCUCAUAUAUAUGUAUAUAUAUUUCUCUAAUAUUGUAAAACGAAGAGCUUUUAAGAGCUUCCGCAAGUCGAUCCUCAAUCUGCUUCUUUUUGCUCGUGUGUUAGUUCUGGUCUGAGUGUAGCACUGUUUGGGUUUCCUCCCAACCCCGGCAUUAGAAUAUACACUUUCCUGCUCGGCCAAUCGGUGUCAUAAACAACAGACUGUCAUGAGACAUAAUAGUGUAUAGCUCUGCUUACCCAUGACCUAGUUCACCUUGUCUUAAUGCUUUGCAGAAGUAUAAAUCGGCCAUAAAUCAUACCCGGUUGUUAAAUGUGUCGGCUCUCGUCCCUUUUAAUUCUCAAGGAAUCAUAUUAGCACUUUUACCACUGAAGACAAAAACUGUUGGAUUACAAAUACAUACAUGCUUUUGUUCAGAGGAAAGCUGUGAUUUUUUUUUUUUUUUUUGUUUUUGUUUUUUGUUUAAGGAAAUGGGUGUUUAUUGCUAGGGGCAUUUUUUUUAAAUAUAUAGCGGGAUGGGAGGGUUAUUAGCAUGAUUUGUUUUAGUAAUGCUAUCGACAUGGAUGCCAUACCGAUUUUUGUGCUGUGGAGCCUUGGGUGUAAGUACAGGGCCUCUUUGUAUUCAAAGUGUAUUUAAGUAUUAAGUUGAUUUUCUUUUCUUUCUUUAAGUGAAUAGCUGCAUUUGGAAUUCUACCUCUCAAAUUACAAAUUUGAUGCCUAAUGGACAAAAAUGCAAACUUCCCUUUCAAGGUCUUGCUUGGAGAACCAUCCAAGAUGUGGACUUUUAAACUCAUGCAAAUCUGAAUUUUUGGACCUGAACCUGUUUUUAAUAUUUUUUUUUUUUCCCUUAUUCGCCAUGAAAUCAGGAAUCACACAGCCUUGAGGAGUCUUGUGAACCUGUUCACCAUUUCCCCCAUCCCACCCACAAAUGCAAUCUUUGCUGUGCCCGUGAAUGGAGCAGGAAGACUCCUGUGUCUUCCUUCCAUGUCUCCUGCUCCUAUCCAGCAUGAACGGGACCCAGCUAUUGGCCUCAGUCCUUUCACAGAGAACUGCUGAUUCUGCACUAGUCUCGGGGCUCAAAACCUAAAUGCUGCACUCCAAACUUGUCCCAUACUUAAAAGAAAAUGGAAAAAAAAAAGUGGCAAAAAGAACACAAUUGACCUUAAUAUACCUCAUAUCACUGUAUACACGACAAAACCAGGGACGUGUUUCAUGUAGCCUAUAUAGUGGUAAUAAUGUAGUGUACAUCAGCCAUAUUGUAGAACCUUAUAAUGCCACCUGUGUUUACGAUUAUCAUUCAUGUUGGUCUGUUGAACUAUUUUUUUUUUUUGUUUUUUGUGUCUUUUGAGCAAUUUUGCCAAGCAGUGUUUCCUUGUAGAUCUCUUUCCCCUUUAGGAUUUCUUAAAUUUGUUUCAUGUUUUUUUCCCCUCGUUUUGUUACUUGCCAUGUGUUUUGGUAUGAUCUUUAGAAAGAUUUUGUUUACAGUAAUGUACAAAACACUAAAAAUGUGUUUUCUUUCCUGUUUGAUUUUGUUGUCUGAUGCAUGAUAUGAAGUUUUUUUUUUUUUUUUUUUUUGUAUGGCUUUUUUCUGAUCACAAUUGCACCAAAUUUCUUUUGUAGCAGAUAUGUCCUCAUCUUCAAGCUUUUUUUGUGACUCUACAGGGCUGAACAUGUCAGAUGACUUUAUAUAUGAUUA
Messenger RNA from Hemibagrus wyckioides, 5479 nucleotides. It is a transcript of the gene znf281b, whose product is annotated as zinc finger protein 281b. Gene Ontology annotation, molecular function: RNA polymerase II cis-regulatory region sequence-specific DNA binding; DNA-binding transcription factor activity, RNA polymerase II-specific. The record is from RefSeq and is a predicted model, not a curated record. Bases 170 to 2593 code for a protein of 807 amino acids. Gene Ontology annotation, biological process: regulation of transcription by RNA polymerase II. Lineage: Eukaryota; Metazoa; Chordata; Actinopteri; Siluriformes; Bagridae. The transcript is spliced from 7 exons.